Cygnus olor (mute swan) is the source of this 3837-nucleotide messenger RNA. RefSeq names its product DnaJ heat shock protein family (Hsp40) member C5 beta (gene DNAJC5B). The record is from RefSeq and is a predicted model, not a curated record. Lineage: Eukaryota; Metazoa; Chordata; Aves; Anseriformes; Anatidae. Bases 1 to 591 code for a protein of 196 amino acids. The transcript is spliced from 4 exons.
AUGGCUGAACAAAGGCAACGUGCUUUGUCAACGUCAGGGGAAGCAUUAUAUGGAAUCCUGGCCCUAGAGAAGGGAGCAACACAUGAUGAGAUUAAGAAGUCCUACAGAAAAUUGGCUCUGAAAUAUCAUCCUGACAAGAACCCUGACAAUCCAGAGGCUGCAGAAAAAUUUAAAGAGAUAAACAAUGCUCAUGCAACACUGACUGAUCUGUCCAAGCGAAACAUAUACGACAAGUAUGGAUCCUUAGGGCUCUAUGUGGCAGAACAGUUUGGUGAGGAAAAUGUUAACACAUACUUCAUGCUCUCAAGCUGGUGGGCAAAGGGCUUGUUUGCAGUCUGCGGCCUCCUGACGGGCUGCUACCUCUGCUGCUGCCUCUGCUGCUGUUUCAACUGCUGCUGCGGAAAGUGCAAACCCAAAGCACCUGAAGGGGAAGAGUAUGAGUUCUGUGUGUCUCCGGAAGAUUUGGAAGAGCAAAUUAAGAAUGACAUGGAAAGAGAUGGAGAAACUCCUAUUGUGCUUCAGCCGACAAACGCAACCGAGAAGACGCAGCUCAUAGGGGACAGCCACCGGAGCUACCGCACGGACUCCUAGAGCGGGCAAACACGGCCUGAGGGUGCCUCCCAGUGAGUGUCACGGCAAGGAAGAACACGUGGAAAGCUCUGCAGUCUGUAUUUGUAGUUGUCUCUAAGCUAAUCAAGACUAACCUGAGAGUAAUUUCCUGUUGAGGCAGAAUCUCUCUUUAGGCCACUUCAUGUAGGUUCACAUCUGCACUCUACAAGGAGAUGCCUACAGCCAGUACAGAGCUCUCGCUGCUUCAAGCUGCCCUGCUUGGCGUGGUCUUUCCUCUGCAAUACUCUCUUUGGUGUGAUGGCUCUUAUCCCCUGUCCUCAGCUGGGGUUUCACCUCCCAGACAUGGUCCUGAGGCCCUCUCUGGACACACCAGCUCCUUUUCUCCAUGCCCCAGGGAAGAUUUCCCUCAAAGAGAAGGUCAGUGGCAAGGCAGCUCUGGCUGUUCUUCCCAAGGAGGAAAGCAGCUAGCACCUUGCUGGUGCCCAGCCCCAGAAAUUGUAAAUCUGAGCCAGGGUGAGGUGCUCUAGGGUCACUGUGGUGGUGUUGACAAGACAGAUGACUCCAAAUCUAGGAGCUUCAUCCGGCACCAGAUACACACGCAGGCUCUGUGUACUCCUGCACACACACAGGACAGUGCCUGUACCAGCUGCAAACACCCCAUGGAGGGGGUUGCUGGCCCUGGGCUGUCCCAGAGCUGCUCUCCUCUCCCUGCCACCACCACAAAGCUCCCCCAUUCCUCCAUGGAUGGGUCUGCCGUCCAUGCCGGGCAGCCCCAACUUUUCCAUCUGCAGCUGCAGUGUGCUGGGAGUUGAUCCCCAGCCAACAGCCUUCUGCCAGAUCUCUUACUCCACAGUGCCCCUGGCCGCCGUCCCCACCACCCCGCUGGCACCGGGACGGCAUCCAUCACUUCCACACCGCCUUGCGGGGCAGCAAGGACUUGGCAGGGCAGGGAGGCAGCAGAGGAGUGAGCAUCUUCCCCACAGUCCUCGUCCUCAGAUGAGCCUGGGUCCUCCCCUCGGCCCCAGGCUUUAAGAGCAUGUUGCGUGGCUUUAAAUAAAGAGGUAGGGAUGAGAAGCAUGCUGACAAUUAUAUCCCCAAACACACAAAAUGCUCAGUUUUGAGCAAAACCACAGUGCUUGUGUAUUUCUGAAAAAUGAACCAGGUGUACCGCUUCACAGAUCAGUGGAGUUAUGUGUGGGUACAGCUAAAGCAAGCAUAAAGAAGUUAGGCCCCGAAUUUGUAAGAGAUAAAGAAGUAACUCUGGGAUCUUAAACUUAGCACUUGUCUCAUUUGACAGAGUAGUUUAAGCCUUAGACAGAUGAAUUUCACUCUAUUGAUCAUGUUACAUCAAUCACUGUCAGUUCUGUACAUUUGCUAUUUUUGUUCCUCUAAUCACAGUGCUGCAGUCCAAAGGGGGAAGUAAUGUACCACUGAAUUACAGAGACUGGUGAAUGUGUAGCUAGUCAAAAGUCUUAUUCUCUUCUUUAAAAUUGGAUUCUGUGGUUGUGAAACAUUAUUGUUUUCCUUCCAUUCUCACCUUUCACUUCAAAUGUCAUUUAGUGGCAGCUAAAUAUAUGGGAAAAGAGUGUGUUUCAUAGCACCAGCUAUCGCUCCGAAGUCAAGAAAUACUACUUUGAACAUUUCUUUAAAGUUCCCACAACACAUGGAUAUUUUAAAAGCCAUUUAUUCUAGUUCAGAUUAUCUACCUGUUCUCCAAGCGCAGGCACUGGGGACAGCUGACGCUCACAUUGUCCUCAGAAACAGUCCUGGGUUUUUUUUUGCUGCAGAGAGGAGGGGAAGUCCCAGCGCAACUAGGGCUGUGUGUGGGCAGAGAGCAGUUAUCCCCUCCUACCCAUGGGCUGCAGAUGAGGUCCCCAUGGAGGGGUCACUCAUAUGUGCACAAAUCCAGACCGCUGCCCCGCCCGCCCAGCUGGCACUGGGGGGAUGAGCCCAUUCCUGUGGUCCCACGGCCAGGCUGGUGACAACAUCCCGUGGCGGAGGAGAUGUGACCCCAGACGGCAGACAAGUGCCACAAACCUUCCCGCUGGGCAGCCAGACCUGACCACGUGUGCGUCGGGGCACCAGCGCCGUGCACUGGCGGUAGUUUUGUGGGCCCAUGGGGAACAGGCAGUGAGACAUCAGCACCCUAAUGUACUCAUACACACACACACACUUUGUCCUUCUUCGCUGUUCCCUUGUGCACAGCACGUGCUCUGCUGUAAGCCAUCGCCACAGGAACAGAGGGAGCACAUAGUGAGUACGUCGUAAGCAUGAAAGUUAAGUGAUUUCCUAAGUUUUACUCUCUGAUAAAGAAAUUUGCUUUGAAAACGUGUGAAUGCGAUGUAGUGACUAUUUCCAGCAGAGAGAUGGGAAUUUCAUCCAGCCUUAAGUCUAGCUUAAAGCUACAUGUUAUAUAAGAAAUCCUUCUACAUGUGACGUCCCUCAUCCUGCUCCCAGGGAAGGUCCCUUGAUUUCACUGACAGCUGCAGAUCAGGCCUGAAACUAGGAAGGGAGAGUUAAAUCCUAGAUCAGUAAAACCAUUUUGGUAAUUUUAUUCACACGCAACACCUUCAGUGUCCCUCAGGACCCGUGUAUGAGCCAGAUCCAAGGUUUACUGAAAUCAAGGAAGUGAUUUCCAUCGGCUGGAGAUGUACCGUAAGUCAUGUGGUUCUUAUUCACUCUUUCUAAAUGAGAGAUUUUCCUUGGGAAAGAUUCAUGACUCGAUCUUGCGGGGUGAUGCAAAUAAGGACAAGCUGCCACACGCUUGUAAAGCCCUUUUACUGACAUGGGGAUCUCUACAGAGGAACCACCAUGUAUUAUCUCAGUCAGCCAAAAACCCCCAAACAAACCAAUGACCAAGCCUUUGAGUGGGUUCUCCAGGAUUUACAGCUUAAAAAUCUGUGUGUCUGAACCCACAGUUUGAUUCCAAAGAGGCAACUUGGUUUUCAGGGUACCAGAACAUUUGCCUCUCUCACCAUCAUCAGGAUUGGCUGAUUUGAGAAAGGAUGAAUAAGGAUUUCAGGACUUAGCUCUUCCAUGUGAUUUUAUUGUUUGUUUUGCUUUUCGAAAAAGUUGCUAAAGUGAACACAGCAGUGCUUAUAUGACCUGUUUCUAUGUAAGGUUCAGUCACACACCCAUUAAUCUUCUCAUAAUGUACAGUUGCUCAGACUUUGUUCUAUUUUGCUGCAUUUGUUUAAGAUGUAAAUUACCGUACAUUCCAAGGUACAUUUACCAUCAAGCACUCUGACUAAUAAAGCCUGCAUGUAC